Alligator mississippiensis (American alligator) is the source of this 2364-nucleotide messenger RNA. It is a transcript of the gene MSANTD2, whose product is annotated as Myb/SANT DNA binding domain containing 2. Bases 24 to 1760 code for a protein of 578 amino acids. The transcript is spliced from 5 exons. The record is from RefSeq and is a predicted model, not a curated record. Lineage: Eukaryota; Metazoa; Chordata; Crocodylia; Alligatoridae.
CCCGCUCGCUCGGCAGCUCCAAUAUGGCGGCGUCCUGUGGCUCCUCGCAGCUCGCGGCCGCCGAGUCGCCGCUGAAGAUCCCCAAGAUGGAGGUGCUGUCGCCGGGCUCGCCGGGCGCGCUCAGCGACGGCAACCCCAGCCUCUCGGACCCCUCCACGCCCAGCGGCGCCUCCCCGCUGGGCCCGGGCGGGCCGGGCUGCGCCGCCGCCGCCGCGGGGGCCGGGGCGGGGGGCGGCGGCGCGGGCGGGCUGGGGGGCCGCGGCGGGGCCUCGCCCUCCGUCUCCUUCUCGCCCGGGGGCGCCGCCGCUGCCGCCGCGGCCGCCGCCUGCCGGGGCAUGUCGUGGACGCCGGCCGAGACCAACGCGCUGAUCGCCGUGUGGGGCAACGAGCGGCUGGUGGAGGCGCGGUACCAGCAGCUGGAGGGCGCCGGCACCGUGUUCGGCAGCAAGGCCCCCGGGCCCGCCAUGUACGAGCGCGUCUCCCGGGCGCUGGCCGAGCUGGGCUACGAGCGGACCCCGUCGCAGUGCCGCGAGCGCAUCAAGCAGCUUCUCAAGAGGCAGAGUGAGUUAGUAAGCAAUGAAAAAUAUACCCUUCGCAGGUGUUACAGUCGAGUGAAAGAACAUGGUGUUGGGAAAAGGAAAAGCAGUUACACAUUUGAACAAUUGGAACAGGUGUUUGGUCAGGGAGGAUGGGACUCUCAGCCCUGCCAGCCUGUACUCAUUAACAGCAGUGGCUUGUACCAGGAGCUGGAAUCUGAUGGCAGCACUAUGGAGGAAUAUUCACAGGAGGAUUGGGGAAACCACAGUCAGGAUCUUCAUUGCUACCAAACAGGAGAACAGGAGUUGGACGAAAUGCCUGCCACAAAAAGAACAUUAAAGAUAAAGCAGGAAUCUUCAGAAGAUGCACAAAAACGUGAUGUCAUGCAGAAUAUUAUGCAAAUAUUGGAAUCGGUCCAGUUAAAAUGGGAGCUGUUUCAGAGCUGGACAGACUUCUCCAGGCUGCACCUUUCUAACAAACUGGCCAUUUUUGGCAUUGGUUAUAACACACGCUGGAAGGAGGAUAUUCGUUACCACUAUGCCGAGAUCAGUUCUCAGGUGCCUCUCGGCAAACGGCUUCGGGAAUAUUUCAAUUCAGAGAAGCCAGAGGGCAGGGUCAUUAUGACCAGAGUACAGAAAAUGAACUGGAAAAAUGUUUACUAUAAAUUCCUAGAGAUUACGAUUAGUGAAGCAAGAUGCCUGGAGCUGCACAUGGAGAUUGACUGGAUACCUAUAGCUCACUCCAAGCCAACUGGAGGAAACCUUGUUCAGUAUUUAUUACCAGGGGGGAUUCCCAAAAGCCCUGGUUUGUAUGCUAUUGGUUAUGAAGAGUGCCAUGAUAAACCCCAAUCACCUGUUGCAGACCGCAGAGGCCAAGAUCCUGGCAAAGAGACUCAAGGGGAGACAGAUGUCCCUUCACCACAGGCCUCUCUCAGGGUGGAUAUGGAGUCCACCAGAAUUAUCUAUUGUUACCUUGGCAUUGCUGAGGUAAGAACUCUCCAGCAGUGCUUGUUUUUACAUUUUCAGGCAAACACCAAAACCUUCAGUAAAGAGUGGGUUGGGAUCAAUGGAUUUUUAUCUCAGAACUGCAUCGUAGACCCUGGUGUGUCGCCUAAAUCCAUCUACAUAAAAUUUGUGGAAGUGGAGAGGGAUUUUCUUUCUGCUGGCUCUUUGGUAGAGUGCCUGGAAAAAGCCAUUGGAUACCCAUUAAGGUUUAACAACUGAAUCUCGUCCUUCAUAAGGAUUAGGGCUCCUGUUUCCUUUCACUGUUGCUCGCUAACAAGUGGAUCCUAUCUGUUCGCAGUUGGGCAAGUCAGACUUUCAAAGUGAAAUGAACUUCAAAGUGAAAGAUGCUUGCAUGUGAUCACAAAAACUUGUCCUGAGCAAGUAAACUGUACAGCUUGGCAGGCCAAUUAGUUUUAUAAGGAGAAGAGUAAGGAGGAAAGCCCUGUAAACAAAAUGACUGUAGGUACAUUCCACAUUGGACAGAGCUUUUACUUUGCGUUUCAUAUGAAAAUCUGUUUUUCCACAAUGUUUCAUUUUUACACAUCUUGUCUCUAUAAUAAGUGUUAUUACAGAUCUGAAUAAAUAAGCAAUAGAUAAUGGCAAGUUAAACUGAGUCACAUUAAAUGAGACUUUCAAUGCCACCCUUAGCUACUAUUGUAUAUAAUUUAGAGUUUCACUUUUUUCACCCAUCAGAAGUGUUUUACUAUUUCCAAACAGUGUUGCCUGCAAAGACUUUUGUUUCUGUGAUGUAUCCCACUUUUUUACUAGUAGUGUUGCCAUAUCAGCUUUUUUUUAACAUUAAAAUAACUCCUGGCCUUUUUAA